Myxocyprinus asiaticus (Chinese sucker) is the source of this 533-nucleotide messenger RNA. Its product is annotated as relaxin-3-like. Gene Ontology annotation, molecular function: hormone activity. NCBI's taxonomy places the organism in Eukaryota, Metazoa, Chordata, Actinopteri, Cypriniformes, Catostomidae. Gene Ontology annotation, cellular component: extracellular region. The transcript is spliced from 2 exons. The coding region runs from base 193 to 498 and encodes 101 amino acids. The record is from RefSeq and is a predicted model, not a curated record.
CUCUCCUGUGUGGGUCAUUUUGCCUCAUUUAAAAUGUCAUGGAAAAGAAGUACGUCAAUAACACAUAAAUCAUGUUUUGCAUAGAAUAUAUAAAAGGGACGUUCUGAGGCCAGAAAACUCGAACAUCCUCCAACAAAACACAUCAAUAACUUCCAUCUUAAGAAAAGAGUAGAUUUGACACUUUAUCCAGUCAUGAGGGUUUUUCUGCUGGCAAUGCUGUUGGUGUUUGUUGCAUGGGCAGGUUCAGCUCAGUCUCAGAAGCCUCUCAGGCUGUGUGGCCGGGAGUUUGUUCGGGCUGUGGUCUACACAUGUGGGGGUUCCAGAUGGAGGAGGAGCCAAACCGAGGGCCCCAUAAAUGGCUAUGAACUUCAGACUGGUGUGGAGUCGUUCAAGGUCACUGCAGAAAUGGACAGAGUCAGAAGAGAACUAGACACAAUGCUGCCCGUAAUGUGCUGUCAAGUGGGCUGUCGGAAAAGUGAUAUUGUUCUCUUGUGCUGAGAUGCUUUUAAUCCAUUUCUGAGCACUUAAAUGAC